This is a messenger RNA of Choloepus didactylus (southern two-toed sloth), 3378 nucleotides long. It is a transcript of the gene DRC11, whose product is annotated as IQ motif containing with AAA domain 1. NCBI's taxonomy places the organism in Eukaryota, Metazoa, Chordata, Mammalia, Pilosa, Megalonychidae. Gene Ontology annotation, molecular function: ATP binding; ATP hydrolysis activity; protein binding. The coding region runs from base 368 to 2860 and encodes 830 amino acids. The record is from RefSeq and is a predicted model, not a curated record. The transcript has 19 exons.
CGCACGCGUAGCGUCUCGGUUGCUAGGGCCGCCUCGCCUCCGGCUGGGUGGCCAGAGUAAGGUUUGGGGGCUCGGGAACCUCGGGGUCGCGACGGGAAAGAUCGGAACCGCCUCUGUCUGUGCCCCGCCCGCUCCGGGCGUGUGAAGCGCCCCCGGCUGUCGCCUGUCCCUGCAGGAGUGAGAGGAUCUCUCCGGUCCCCAUACACCUGCCUCUCUACAGAAGUACCCCCGCCCCCUGCACCCCUGCCUCCCUCCAGAAGCACCCCUGGGUGCUCCUAGUGGUGCCCCGACUCCCGCAGCCGGCAGCCCCUCGGAGGGCGACGCGAGAGCUUCCUGGCGGCCAGGGGAAAACGGAAAGUAGCCAGCCAUGUCGAACGCAAUGUAUAAUAAGAUAUGGCAUCAGACCCAAGAAGACCUCAAUUCUAUGCUCGACAAAGAGUCUCAGAAGAUGCUGGAACCACAGAGUAAUAGAGUUUUCUUCUUCCAAAUGUUAGCCACCUUCUACAUAAACUAUGUGCAGAUCUUUAGAAACCUGGAGAAUGUCUAUGAUCAGAUCGUCCAUCCACAGAAGCGGAUACUGAUCCGGAAAGUGCUGGAUGGAGUGAUGGGUCGAAUUCUGGAGUUGAAGAAUGAAAUGGUCCAAUUGGAAUUAACUGAGUAUCAUUAUUUUGAUGAUAUCUUACAGGAUCUAAAACUGGCUCCUCAACAAUUAGAUAUUCCCAUUCCCAAGUAUUUUUUGAAGGAGAAGUUGGAAGUGAUAAAAGGAAGAGAGAAAAUCCUUGCUCAAAUAUUAGCUGACUGUGGAUUUGAGCCAUCCAGCUUGAAAAGAUCUGUAAAGGCUAUCCCCUUCGAGGAAGCUGUUAAGAUAAUCCAGAUGUCAGAGAGGGCUCGACAAGGUCGUCUAAGAGCACUGUUCAUGAAACAAAUCUAUCUUCAAGAAUACAGAACAAAGCAAGCCAGGCUGCUCGGCGAGAAAAUGGCAGAUCUGGGGGCCGCUGCAUUACGUAUUCAGAAGGUUUGGCGAGGUUUCCAUCAAAGUAAGAGAAUCAAAAAAGAGAGAGAAGAGGAGAUGAUAUUCCUGGGUAUGAACCCACCACCCCAGUUUAAUCAGCUCAGUGCUACAGUACUCCGGGCUGAGAAGGUGAACUGCCUGCGAAAUGAGGUGCAGUUCAAGCAUGAAGAGAGCUACAGAGAAGCCAUGGUUACAAUCAAAGAUGAUCUGAAAACAGUAGAAGGUCCAGACAUCAAGGAGAGCCUUCAAGACCAGAUCCGGCAGUGGUUCAUCGAGUGCAGGAAUUUAACUGGCACAUUUCCUGACUUCCCUAAUGCAGAAGAAGGAGGUUCUGCUGUUAUUUUUUCUAACAAGACCCCACAACAGGUUAUUGCUGAUAUUAUGGCAAGCCAAGACAACGAGGAAAAGAAAAAAAAGAAUAAAAAGAAGAAGGCAAGGAAAGCCAGAAAAGAGAAGGAAAAGAAAGCAACGAAGGACAAAUCUAAGGAAGAAGACGAGGAGUGGAAGAUGUCACCAAGUCUUUUCCUUGACGAAAUGGAGAAAGGAAAUAACUUAUACAAAGACCUGUGGAAGAACAAAGAUGAAUCUUGGAACUUCCCCCAGGAGUAUGAUCCGGAACUCAUCAGAGAGGAGAAACGGAAGGAGCUGGAGUCGGAGAUAAGGGUGCAGGUUGAUGAAUUGAUGAGACAGGAGCUAAAAAACUUAAAAAUAGCUGUGAACAGAGAGAAGGAACUCCCAAACAAACCCAGAAAGAAGAAAGAAGGUAAAAAGAAAAAUGCAGAGAAGAAAGGCAAAAAAGGGAAGAAGGGGAAAAAGAAUAAAGACCUGACAGCUGACAGGACCAUCGAGUCUCUGUAUAAGGAACUCGUGGAAGAAGGCUUGCUGAUCCAGUCUCUCAAAGUCAGCCUCUCUGAUUACAUUGGUGAGUACAGCUACCUGGGGACCAGUCUUCGCCAGGUCUCCAUAGAACCCAUGCCCUCCCUCCUGGAUGUCCGGCAGCUCGUCACAUUGUAUGGAGUCCUGCCUUUAGGUUCUGCAUCGGUGCACAAGAAAGCUCCUCUGGUGAAGUCCCUGCUGUUGGCUGGGCCUUCUGGGGUAGGGAAGAAAAUGCUGGUUCACGCCAUCUGCACCGAGACAGGGGCCAACCUCUUCAACCUGUCCGCAUCCAACAUCGCCGGGAAAUACCCUGGCAAAAGUGGCCUCCAGAUGAUGCUGCAUGUCGUCUUCAAGCUGGCUCAGCAGCUCCAGCCCUCCGUGGUCUGGAUUGGAGACACCGAAAAAACCUUCUACAAAAAAGUUCCCAAUGCUGAAAAGAAGCUGGAACCUAAACGCCUGAAAAAACAGUUUCCAAAAAUCCUGAAACUUAUGAAACCAGAUGACCGGAUUCUGAUUGUGGGGACGACACAGCGUCCUUUCGAUGCAGAACUCCAAUCUUUUUGCAAAGCUUAUCAAAAAAUUAUUUUGAUCCCUAGACCAGACUAUGCUUCCAGAUACGUUUUGUGGAAAGAGAUCAUCCAGCGUAACGAAGGAGUCAUUACUGACGCCUUGAAUGUGAGCUGCCUGGCAAAGGUCACUGACGGCUUCACCCAGGGGCACAUCGUGCAGGUGGUGACCAGUGUGCUCACAGACAGAAGGGUCAGGCAGCAGACGCACAAGCCGCUCACCGCGGUCGAGUUCACUGCAGCCCUGACCGCCAUGGAGCCCGUGUACCAAGAGGAAGAGAACAGCUUCAAGGACUGGUAUGCCAAAACCCCUCUGGGUAAAAAGCGAGCCUUGGCAUUAACAGGAGGUGACCCAGAGAAGGAUAAAGACAAAAAGAAAGGAAAGAAAGAGAAAAAGAAAAAGUAAUGCCUUCCUAAGGAGCCAUCCCUGAGGAAGACUUGGGGAUGGAGGUGGUUCCAGCUCUCCAGGGAGAGACUGACCAUGCCGAUCUGAAGACGCCCUAAGGAGAAGACACCUUCAGUAUACAGCAGGAGCUCCUGCUGGGAGCUCACCAACCACUGCAUUUGCCCAGUUACCCCUUUAGCAGGCUGGAUACCAAGCUGGUGGUCCCUGACAAUUGUUUCUAGAGCUUGUAAUUGUUCUUAAACCCACGCUGAGUUUGUAUACAGCUGAAAUUCACUCUUCACACUUUCCAUGAUCUUUUCAAGGUGGACAUUUCAUCUUCAUCAUACUGGUUGCCAAGCUUAAAAUCCUAUAGAAAAUAUUCUAAUAUGGCAACUAGUGAGUAACUUGGGCAUAUCGUCACUACACUAGCUUUUUCAUAAUCCAAACACACUGUAUAUUAUCUUGCACAUAUUUUAAUGAAUUAAUUCCUUGCUCUAUUAAUAUAUUUUAUAUAAUGGAAUAAAGCUGUUGUCCUUGAA